AUGGUCCUGUGGCAGUCCUCGCAGCGGCCUAUGUACGUGAGGACUGUGUGGGUGGGCGACUACCGACACGCCAUACUCACGCACGACGACCCCUACCUGCUCAAACUACACGCCAAGCGACGCAGACCCAACUCCUCGGCCAGCUGCACCACCACCAACUCCCGGCUCAGCCAACGCUCCGACGACUUACAAGAGUGUCUGAGGAAACUCAAUCUCGUACUCAAGAGCGACAAGUCCCGCAUCAACCAGAGACCGGUCACCGGUGAUAUAGAGCGUCUCAACUUGCAUGGCGUGGACCAAGACUACGACGACGAACUAAUCGUGAAAGCCAGUCCACAUACGAACGACUUUAACGAAGGAAAUUACGACAGCCUUAAUAUCAAUAUGAGGAACCUGAGAGCGAACAAAACGGCGAGAGUCGACGCUAAAGAGAAUACUGAACUAUCAGAACGGGUCCUACAAUGGCUGGACUUGGCGGGCAAAAUAGAUUUGCUGGCACCGGAAAACGUAGAGCGAAUGUCUCAGCCCCGACACAGCUGGCCGGAGCUGCAGCGUCGUAAUCAUAAUUUGUCGAAAUCGAAAACAGCAACCGACAUACAUAAGGAAGCCGGGCGCACAUCACCGAAAGGGGGGGACAGUCCAAAAGCGCAACAAAGCGGGAAUAUUGAUCGGCACGAAUUUUAUGUGCCGACGUCUGCGAACACGAUCGAGAACUACGCGCGACAGUCACGAAACUCCAAGAGCACGCCACGGCACGAGACAAACGUCAAAAUAAAAGACAAUCACAACAAAACAAAGUCCAGAGAGCUAAGAACCAACGUCACGGAGACGCGGCUCAAAGUGAUCAGUGAGAAGAACGCUGUUGAGAAGCAAUACGCGGAGAUGUUGAAUAAGAAGCUGAUACCGGAUGUGAGUAAGAACCCUAAGCGACAAGUUCACAUCUUCAUGCCGGAGCUACCGAAGAAACCGGAGCCCCCAGGCCCAGCAAGUAGAACUGAGAGUUUGCUAUCACAACCCUCGUAUAAAAGUUUAAAGUUUGACACAACAGCAAAAAAGUAA
Spodoptera littoralis (African cotton leafworm) is the source of this 1059-nucleotide messenger RNA. The record is from the annotation of a GenBank genome assembly. Lineage: Eukaryota; Metazoa; Arthropoda; Insecta; Lepidoptera; Noctuidae.